AUGGUUGAAAUAGACGUAAAUAAAGAAAAUGAAGAGGAGCCCAACUUCUCUGAUCCAGAGGACUUCGUCGAUGACGUCACUGAUGAAGAACUUGUCAUGGACGUUUUGCGGCAAAAACCUUCUAUGGACGAGUACGAAGAGUGCUGUUUGAUUAUUUUUGGGCUUCCUAUAGUUGGUCCUGAGAGAGUUGCUAAGUUACGCACUGUGCUUAGCAAAGUCUUCACUAAUGUCGAGCCAGAUCACAAAGCAUAUUUCCCACCUUCGGAGGAUGGAGGAAGCAAGGCAAGUUUAUCCGAAACGGGUUGUGUAUUCAUUGAGUUCCCCGAUAAGGUGAAAGCAGAAUACGCAAAAGGUGUUCUCAAUGGAUACAAGCUGGACAAAAAUCACGUCUUCUCCGCCCUACUCUUCAACGAAGCUCGAAGUUUCCAAAAACCGCCAGAGGACUGGCAGCCACCCAAACCGAAUCCUUAUAAUGAUGUGGGGGAUCUUUGGUGGUGGAUGCAACAUCCUCGAUGUCGCGAUCAGUUCGCAGUACAGUACGAAAAGGAUGGCGUACCAACUGUGGCAUGCUAUUGGCACAUAAAGGGGCAUGACCCUGAAAUUGCUGGUGAACAAGGAAAAGCUGAAAGAGCGUCCUGGACUGAUACCGUCUUUAAAUGGUCACCUCAUGGCUCUUAUUUGACCACUAUUCACAAACGUGGAGUGGCCCUGUGGGGAGGACCAGAGUUCGCGCGAGUCCAACGAUUUGCCCACCACAACGUGCAGUUUAUCGAUUUUUCUCCUUGUGAAACGUAUUUGGUGACGUAUGCUGAAUCUGCUGAGAAAAAUCACUGGGGUGAUGACGAGGACUGUCUUCGUAUCUGGGACGUUGUGACCGGAGAAAUGUUGAAGGGAUAUUCUCUCUAUGCGCUCACGAAUCGCGAUCAGUUGCCUUGUUGGCCUUUCUUCCAGUGCGUUUCUUUUUGGAUCUUUGGUAUUAAUUUUUUUCUCGUUCUUCGAAAUAUUUGUCGACUUUCGUUCCCGGAAGUAGAUUUGUCUGGAAGUUUGUCCAGAGAAUCG
This is a messenger RNA of Cooperia oncophora, 1059 nucleotides long. The record is from the annotation of a GenBank genome assembly. Lineage: Eukaryota; Metazoa; Nematoda; Chromadorea; Rhabditida; Trichostrongylidae.